CUUAUAGUUCUAAUAAUGCAAGGUGUGGCGAGGGUUCCAGCAAAGGAGCGCGGUGACUAACGAACACAAUAAUUCUCAACAAAGUUGCUCGAAGAGGUAGAUUUGCACGCGACUUAUUUCCAGAGCCCACCAUGUCGGUAGACAAACAAGAGUAUCACAGGGCGUCCAAUGCUGUUGUGUUUGGUGGAUUGCUCACAUACGUGGCUGGAGUAUUCUUAGUAAUGGCCUUUACAAGUCCAUAUUGGAUCGAGUCGUAUCAGGAGACAUUCAGCAAUUUCAAGCACAUGGGCCUUUGGGAGUAUUGCUUCGAGCAAUUUCGUUAUCCAUCUUACCAAUUUAACAAACAAUUCGAUGGCUGCCACCACAUCUUCUCGCAAGAGUACUAUGUUAUACGGGAGUGGCUAUUACCUGUGUGGCUCAUGAUCGUGCAGGCAUUCGUCACAUUGGCUUUGUUGUUGUCUUUCUUUGCGCAGAUCACAGUAGUCAUGAUUCUAAUUCGUUGGCCAUUGGCACUCGUUCUGCGUUACGAAUGGGUAUUCUCAUCCGCCGCUUUCUUGUGUGACGCAGUUGCUGGUGGUUUACUCUUCCUGGCGGUGUCGAUAUUCGGCGGACAGUGCUGGCGUCGCGACUGGUUGAUGUAUCCAAACUUCAAUCAUCUAUCGUGGUCGUACGGUCUUGCGGUAAUAUCGUUCAUGCUUCACACAUUCGGCGCGUUCUUCCUGUACCUAGACGCGCGAACGGGCUAUAGGCUGCGCAAGGAGUCGCGCAACCUCGUUAUGCAGAUGCAACCAAACCCGCAGUCCCAUCAUGGGCCGCCGGCACGUGGCGGAUAUAUCUAAAUCAGAAUCGCAUCUUUCUGCGGAAUCAAGGCGACACUGUCGAGUCGUUUUUCCGUGCGGAAGUUUCAGCUUUAUCGAACGAGCAAGAGAUAUCGACUCUCUCGAGGUACGAGUAUAAGUACAAGUUUGUACGAUCCGUCCCAUUUGAUCUUGUAACAUUUCUAUGCCUGUAGAGCUUUACGAAGACGACAUGAUGAUCGAGGAUUCGACCGAUCGAUCGCAAUUGAACAUGCAUUAUUGAGAUUUUUUUUUUCUCUCUAUACUGUUCCGAUGCGUUUCUUUCUUUGUUACCUUUCAGAUUUACCUACGCUAAACGUCUACUAUCCGUCCAUAUUGUUUCAAGUUCAAGUAUUUAGAUCAUACACACGCGCGCGCGUGCGACCGUGAUUUGUACA
Messenger RNA from Harpegnathos saltator (Jerdon's jumping ant), 1234 nucleotides. RefSeq names its product Claudin superfamily protein pickel (gene pck). The transcript has 4 exons. Lineage: Eukaryota; Metazoa; Arthropoda; Insecta; Hymenoptera; Formicidae. Bases 132 to 839 code for a protein of 235 amino acids. Gene Ontology annotation, biological process: septate junction assembly; regulation of tube size, open tracheal system. Gene Ontology annotation, cellular component: septate junction; membrane. The record is from RefSeq and is a predicted model, not a curated record.